Molecule: messenger RNA, 1175 nt
Organism: Cuscuta europaea
Lineage: Eukaryota; Viridiplantae; Streptophyta; Magnoliopsida; Solanales; Convolvulaceae
Source: the annotation of a GenBank genome assembly
GCAGAGGACACAUAAAAAGCUCCCAUUCUUCCACCCCUCUCAGCCAAAAAAACACACAUUUACUCACUCUCUGUUGCUUCUCAAUAGAAAUCUUGAAAAGUGAAACGGACUAAAUGGAUCAUAGUCAUUUGAAAAUGAUCUCAGAAAAUGCAGAAGUCCGGCAAUCCCUCUCCGACCUCAUUAUAAACAGCGGGAAAUGUUCAUCAAGCUCCAUUUUUUCUGAUCCCCUGCUCAAGAAAGUCCCGAUUACCCCUCUGGGUUCUUCAGUGUAUCUCACGCAUAUAGAUUUACUCCGGAAGCUCUGCCAAGAAAACAAAGCGAACCCAUUCGGGAAUUCUUCUUUGGUUCGUCCGGCCGCCAGUGAGACGACAGCGAUGCUGAAGAUGCUGAAGAAGAAGGUAUACAGAGGAGUGAGGCAGAGGCACUGGGGGAAAUGGGUGGCAGAGAUUAGACUCCCUCAGAACAGAGUCAGAGUCUGGUUAGGGACUUAUGAGACUGCCGAAACCGCCGCCUAUGCAUACGACGCCGCAGCCGUUAUCCUCCGCGGCGACUAUGCGCGGCUGAAUUUCCCCGAGCUUCGCGAUCCCGAGAAACUCGGGGGAAACCCGAAGCUGGUGGCCGUCAAGAAUGCUGUCUAUGCGAAAAUCCAGUCCAUUAACCAGAAGGUGAAAAUGGAAAGAGAUAAGAAUAAGAAGAUGGCAAAAAAGAGGACCGAAUCCGGUGGGAUUGUUCAUGUUAUUGAGUCUUCGUCGUCAUCUUCUUCUUACUCUUCCUCAUCGUUUGCUGGAACGGAAAGUGGGAAAGUUUUAGUGGGAAGUCCCUCGAGUGUGUUCUCUGAAGAUGGGUUUUCGAUGAGGGAGACGACGUCGCCGCCGAGCCCCGCCUCCGGCGAGAUUUUGACGGCGCCGGGUCAACCAGAGUUCGAAGGCUGUUCCCUGGCGAGAAUGCCUUCCUUUGAUCCAGAGUUGAUAUGGGAAGUUCUGGCCAAUUAAGAGUUACUCUAGUAUUUUUCUCCCUUAACUAAAGAUAAUGUGAGUUUGACUAUGGAGUAUAUCAUUUCACUGUUUUAUUACGUUUUAGUUCUACAAUUGUAACAUACAUAGUAUGUAUUGGUUCUUGUAUGCAUUAUUUAGAUGUAUAGGUCCAAUGUUUUGAUCUUAUGUGCCAUCUUAAAU